Molecule: messenger RNA, 1062 nt
Organism: Caenorhabditis elegans
Lineage: Eukaryota; Metazoa; Nematoda; Chromadorea; Rhabditida; Rhabditidae
Gene: str-256
Product: Serpentine receptor class r-10
Exons: 7
Coding region: 1-1062 (353 amino acids)
Biological process (GO): detection of chemical stimulus involved in sensory perception of smell
Cellular component (GO): ciliary membrane
Source: RefSeq, marked reviewed
AUGAAAAUCGACGACAUUGUUUUUCUGAAUUCAUCGGCCGUUUUCGCAAUUGCUAUCAUCUUUCUACUCAUAUGCCUCAUUCUCAAAAAAUCUCCGCAAUCCUUAGGAUCAUACAAGUAUCUCAUGAUUUAUAUUGAUCUUUUCGAGCUGGCUUAUGCUUUUUUGUAUUUUUUGGAAAAACCGAAACUUCUGACAAAAGAAUCGGCAUUUUUCUUGAUUGUCAAUUGGAAAGAAUCGUUGUUUCCAAAGUUUGUAGUUUGCGUUCUAGACUUACUAUUUGUUGGUUGCUUCGGAUUUUCCAUCGCGAUUCUUGCACUUCACUUCAUUUAUCGAUUUUUCAGCAUUACAAACAAUCCUCAUCUCAAAUCCUUUGACUCCUGGAAAAUUGUGCUCUGGUUUAUGAUUCCUGCUUUAAAUGGGCUCGCCUUCAUGUGCACGGGCGGUAUUCUAAUGAGCGCCGACCCACAGACCGAUAGGUUUUUGAAUGAAAAUUAUCAAGAAAUUUCGGAAAACACUACAUCAUUGGAAGAUCUUUAUUAUGUGGGCCCACUUUUUUGGCCGAAACAUGACAACUCUACAACUGAGCAAUAUUUCAGCUGGAAAGCUGCAAAAGCUUGUAUAAUUGCUAUGGGAGUCAUUACUAUAUCUAGCUCGAUAAUGCUAUAUUUUGGUGUGAAAGGAUAUCGAAUGAUGAGCAAACUAAUUGCUACAGCAGGAGUCUCCUACAAAUUCAAAACUAUCCAGAAGCAGCUGUUCAUUGCCCUCCUUUUUCAAACAGCGAUUCCAGUCUUUCUCAUGCAUCUUCCAGCAACUGCAAUUUACGUUACCAUAUUUUUGGGCAAUUCUAAAGAAAUUAUUGGUGAAAUAAUCAGUCUAACAAUUGCAUUGUAUCCGGCUUUGAAUCCGAUUCCAACCCUUUUUGUAGUGAAAAACUAUCGAAAAGCAAUAAUAGAUGCUUUCUGUUAUUUUUUUAAUAUAGCUGGAUGCGGGCAAAAAGUGGUACCUAUGACUAUAACUGCAACUGCAUCCACACGAAAUUCGAACAUAUUGGACCGGAGUUAA